This is a messenger RNA of Drepanopeziza brunnea f. sp. 'multigermtubi' MB_m1, 1233 nucleotides long. RefSeq lists its product as uncharacterized. The record is from RefSeq and is a predicted model, not a curated record. NCBI's taxonomy places the organism in Eukaryota, Fungi, Ascomycota, Leotiomycetes, Helotiales, Drepanopezizaceae.
AUGAAUGGUCGCGGGAACGAAGCCCAGGAUGAUGUCGAGCUGAGCGACCUCGAGCAUGACGCUUUCCUGCCCGGCGCAAUACCAUCAAAGGCAAGAGUUGCCUCGCGCGGCGUCUUGAUAAGAUAUUUACCACCCAGGUUACGAGUCUUUCUGGAAAACAUCUCGAAAGUCAGGGUGGUUUUGGCUGUUGUGGUCCUGUUCGUUCUUGCGUUGUCGGUUGCAGUGUAUAGGCAUGGAGAUGAGCAGAUAGCGUACAAGAUUCCAGGGGAGUCGCUGGCGCUGCGAGCUGAGCUUGCUAAGAGCCUUGAUGGCACUGCGAUACCGGACUAUGUCUUGGAGUAUGCUCCGUAUGUAUUUAUGCACUCGGAGGAUCCAUACAAUCCAAGUGACAUGCAAAAGCACAUUGAGAACACCUUCCCAGCUAUCAACUCCACUGCUGUGUCUGAUGCGCCAAAACCGCUCAACCUGGACAACUUGAAUGAUUUGAACACGCUCGGCGGAGAGAAGAUCUUCCUCACUUCAACCGAAGGUCUUGUCAAGUACCCCGGGUUCUUGAAAGGCCAAUCGCCUGAUCCCAAGACCCUAGCAUCAACCGGCGCAAAAAGUACCGUCAUCAUAGUCGCCGACAAGGGCAAUGGCCUCGUCGAUGCUUUCUACAUGUAUUUCUACACCUUCAACGACGGGCCUUCUGCACUCGGCCACCAAGUCGGCAACCACCUAGGCGAUUGGGAACACAACAUGGUGCGCUUCCAAAACGGAACCCCGACCGCAGUCUGGUACUCCCAGCACGAAUUUGGCUUUGCAUUCACCUAUUCGGCUGUCCGCAAGAUCGGCAAGAGACCUGUCUCGUUCAGCGCAAAAGGCUCGCACGCCAAUUACGCAGUAGCCGGUAAUAUCGACCUCCACAGCACCAAUGGCUUUAUCCCAGCACACAUAGCAUAUGACCGUACGCAGCAAGGCAAGCUGUGGGACCCGACACUCGAAGCGUAUUACUACACGCUCGACGUCACGGAGAAGAAGUUCACCGCGGCAAUCGAAGGCACGCCGGUCAACUAUCUGUACUUUGAGGGGCACUGGGGCGACGAUCGCUUGCCGCUGGAGAGCGAGGGGCAGGAGGAGUUCCAUGGGUAUAUCAAAUGGGUGGGGGGCCCAAAAGGGCCGUUGGAUAAAUACCUCGAUAGGCUGGAUGUGUGCCUGCCGACGCGGGAGUGCGUUGUGAGAGAUUCGAUAUAA